AUGAGUAUUCAGCAAUCGAACACUAAUCCUGUUUUGGCUUACAAUUCGCUGCUGGCACGUCGCCCUCUCUUGACCAAAAUGGUGACCGGGGCAGUUCUCAGUGCUCUGAGCGAGCUGAUAAGCCAAUGCACCACUUUGAACACCCAGACCACGAGUGAAAAGCCCAAAUCAGGGUUGUACAGGCUCAAACAGCUCUUGCUCAUGCCCAAAUACCGUAAAAUGGUGUUCAUGUUGCUGUACGGUGGGCUGGUGAACGCUCCAAUCAAUCAUUACUUUUAUCGCUGGCUCACGCUCCUCACCAGCCAGAAAGUGGGCCCAAAGUGGAGACGUCUCGCACAGCUAUGUGGUUCCUGGUUUGUGAUCAGCCCCAUCCAGGUUUUCGGGCUCAUUACAGCGCUCACGUUGGUGAAUCUAGAUACCAGCAAAGAACACAUUUCUCAAAAAAUCAAGGCCGUUUGGGCCAGUCUGAAGAGCCGUUACGGCCCUAUGCUCACCAGUAGCAUUGUGAGUUCUACGGUGUUCGUUUCCGUGGCCCAGCAGUACAUCUCGACCGAAAAAUGGUCCGUAUUCUUCAGCUUUGCCUACGCAAUGCUCAACACGGGCCAAAACAUAUAUAUGAAGCUGUCACCGGGCCAAACGACAGCUUCAAAAACAUCAGAAAACUUGGAAAGCGAUGAACCGAGGUAA
This is a messenger RNA of Lachancea meyersii CBS 8951, 687 nucleotides long. The record is from the annotation of a GenBank genome assembly. NCBI's taxonomy places the organism in Eukaryota, Fungi, Ascomycota, Saccharomycetes, Saccharomycetales, Saccharomycetaceae.